Molecule: messenger RNA, 1310 nt
Organism: Amorphotheca resinae ATCC 22711
Lineage: Eukaryota; Fungi; Ascomycota; Leotiomycetes; Helotiales; Amorphothecaceae
Exons: 1
Coding region: 171-1229 (352 amino acids)
Biological process (GO): pantothenate biosynthetic process
Cellular component (GO): cytoplasm; mitochondrion
Molecular function (GO): NADP binding; 2-dehydropantoate 2-reductase activity
Source: RefSeq, a predicted model, not a curated record
GGGGUCGUCCCGUUCAACCCACCUGACCGGACAAGCCCAUGGCAACAACCUGCCACAGUAUGCUCCUGGUAUGGGGCCGGCGUUGUCAAUCUGUGAGCUUCUACAAUUGCAACAUUUUGAGGGCAUACCAGACCUCCCAGAGAAUUGGGCGCAGCAGCCAAUAUAGUACCAUGUCAACCGCUACUCCGCGCUCCCCAUCUGGCCGUAUUCACAUCCUGGGCCUAGGAAAUCUCGGGAGGCUCUUUGCCCACGCCCUGGCAAAAGUAGAGAAUGCUCCCCCAAUCACUUUGCUAUUGCACCGGGCAAGUCUCGCCGAUGAGUGGGAGAAAGUUGGACGGAGAAUUGAGAUUACGACAGACGGUGUCCCAGAUCGAACCGGGCCCUUUGAUGUCGAGCUCGUGUCUCCCCAGGGGUCCCAGCACAUCAUCGAUAACCUAAUUGUGGCAACCAAAACCACCAAGACAAUCCCAGCAGUAUCAGCUAUCAAGCACCGGCUAACAUCCGAUUCUACCAUCCUCUUCACCCAGAAUGGGAUGGGAACAGUGGAGGAGCUCACCAAAGCGCUGUUUGAAGACCCCUCCACGAGACCAAACUAUCUAGCAUGUGUCACUUCGCAUGGAGUCUACUCUCAAGGACCCUUCCGAUCUGUCCAUGCCGGCCGAGCGAGUGUUACAAUUGGGCGAGUUGCCCAUUCUAAAGCUCCCCAGUACCUGAUAGACAAGAUAGUCCAAGCCCCAGUGCUAUCCGCAAGAGAAGUAACACCUUCCGAGCUUCUACGACUCCAAUUCGAGAAGCUCGUCGUAAACGCCAUGAUAAACCCCCUGACCGCAGUCUUCAACUGCCGCAACGGGGAGCUUUUCAACAGGACUGCCAUCGUGCGGAUUAUGAGGCUCCUUCUUCGCGAAACUUGUCAAGUUCUCCUGUCUCUACCUGAGCUCCGGGAUGAUCCUACCACUCCGUCACGCUUCUCUACACAAAAUCUGGAGACUGUUGUUCUCGAUGUGGCUGAGAAGACGGCCAUGAAUACCAGUUCCAUGCUGCAAGAUGUGAGAGCGGGAAGAGAAACCGAGAUUGACUAUAUCAAUGGAUAUAUUGUGAAAAGGGGAAGGGAAGCGGGCAUUGAUUGUAGGAAUAAUGAGAAGCUGGUGCAGAUGGUUAAGGAAGGGAUAGUGAUCACUGUGGAUGAAGCAUCUCAAUAUUUCCCCGAGUAUCACGAGAAGAACAGUUGACUUUGACACUGCGACCUUCUAGUUUUGGGUGAUAUCCUUCAUACAAUAUUUACAAUCUCGCAUGCAAUUCCUGCGUCCCCC